Messenger RNA from Neodiprion fabricii, 6497 nucleotides. RefSeq lists its product as uncharacterized. Lineage: Eukaryota; Metazoa; Arthropoda; Insecta; Hymenoptera; Diprionidae. The record is from RefSeq and is a predicted model, not a curated record. Gene Ontology annotation, cellular component: neuron projection membrane. Gene Ontology annotation, biological process: synapse organization. Bases 3024 to 4124 code for a protein of 366 amino acids. The transcript is spliced from 21 exons.
ACUGGUCGAGACUUGCUUCCGAACGCCACGCGGCUUCAUUCGAUUUCGAGCUGUGAGAGUGAAACCACGCACGCUGCCAGUUUAGAAUUUAUAUCGCGUUGUUUCGGCUGUGUCAAGUAAUUCGAUCAGUGUAUUUUCCCAAGAUUCAUCAGUUGAUACACGAAUGGUAGAAGUGGGAACAAGAAAAAAAAAACGAGUUUAAUCGAAAUCAAAGCAGCCUGAAAACAUUAGAGAAAUAAACUGCAACAACAUUGAUAGGUGUUAAUAUUUAUCUGGAUUGACAGACUGUGCAAAUAAAUUUUGGAAUACAUUAUGCGAUAACUGAAUACAAUAAUUUGUUGCAGUACAAUAACAGAAAUGAACUCCAGCUAUAGUGAACGAGGUUAGUGAAUAUCUGAGCAGAGUGACCCUAACAAAUGAUGGAAAAAAGAAUGUAUUAGUUGAUCGGGUAACAGCGUUGUGGGAGAAAAGAAAGAGAAACAGCCUAUCUUGCAGCACUUAUCAAUGAUUUGAAGUAACUUGAUCAAUCGAUCUCUGAGAAUAAAGUGAAAACCGUACCAAUCACCGCAGUAAAAGUUUGAAAAGUACGUCGUUUCACCAUUCAAAUGAGGCAAAUGCAACGAGAACUACUACAUUUGAAGUACGGAGCAACCUGGAGGAGAAUUAAGCAGAGAUAUCCGGGUAACUUCUCCAUUGCUCGGCAACGUUGGUGAGUUUGCAUGUGUUUGGGCUACGGGUAUUUUCCUGGUCUCCUCUGUCAUGUGGCGUGACGGUAACGAUUGUGAUAAAAAUCUUCGAUUUCUUCGGUUAUAUGGAUAGGUUCAUUCGUGAUCGCAACAGUGCUUGACUUCCAGUCGAAUUUUUUGUUUGCAGAUUACCUAUUUUACCAUAGAUUACUUACAGUAACCAUCACUUACUCGGCAUUCGCGAAAACGAAUUGUGUUUAGCUAAUGAUAUGAUAAUCUACGUUUGAAUUUACCCAUGAUGUCGUCUAAGUGGUGGAUUCAUCUGAGAUUUGAACACAUUCCAACGAUUGUUGGAACCCUAUUCGCGUGAUUGUUAUCAAAUUGCACGUUACAUCUUGAGCUAUUUUCAAUUUUUCAACAGCCAGCAAGUAUCGAUCGCUCGCAGGUUUAGUUCACCUAGAAAAAUGCUAAAUAGCAUACACCAUGUUUUGAAUCCAUUUUACGAAAGGUUAAUGUACUGUUGGCUUGCCAGUAUUCACCAUAAUAAUACGCGCAAUAAUAGGGUAGGCCAUCCAUGUCUUCCUACCGACUGCGUGUACUAUGAGCUAGACUCAGGUCAGCUAAGGUAGAUAUGGCACCUAGACUGCAGAAUGUACACUCGACGAUCACUUUAUUGAAAUCAGACAAAGUAAGUCACAGUGGCCACGGUGCAAAUGAGGAAGAAUGAUGUGUGUUGGAAAAAAUGAAAAAUCGCAUAGAUCGAAUAUAGGUAACCGGGUAGGUAGGUGGUUUUCCAGGGAUCCGUCGCGGGGCUUAUGCAUGCACGUAUGAGUCUCUUAUCAAUAUUUUCGUUGGGUGGUCGCGUUGGGAAUCAGGCAAGGGUAGGAAGGUCACGAUGUACCGCGAUGUUACUAGAUAACUUUUGUAAUCCACAGCGUCAAACGAUCACAGAGAUCUUCCUUAUAAGAAGUUCGGUAUUAGACUCUUCAAAUCAUUUGUAUACUUUCAAAUUUGAAUAUUGUUCAAUUCCACAUUUUUCGUUCCUACCCUGAAACCAUUUUUCAGCCACUAGUCAAUUCAAUUAUUUAGUCAUCAUGAAUUUUUAUUCAAGUCAAUUGAUCUCUGUAACCGUCUGAAUGGGCAAAACGCAUCUCUGGAUCAUCUAUCGCGUUCCGUGGUACGCUAGAUGGGGAGAGAGGCUGAGCUCGAAGACUUCGCGUCGAAGAGGAUCGCCGACCGUCACGCCACACAAUAAUGCAUGCUUUCCAAUUUCCCUCCUGGAUUGAUUCGCAUCUGUAAACAACAAUUCGCAUCGCAAUGUGUCACAUUCAAAAUGGCGUAGCUGUGGAUUGGGUUUUAACAGUUUUGCGACAAUUCCUAGAUAUUUAAGGUUUUUUAGACAGAUCAAUGCGCCUUUUUGCACGUAGAUUGAUCAUUAUAAUCGGACGCGCCUUUUGCGCGACGAUUUUGCAAAUAGUAUGAUAUGCCGAAAAUCGAAACACUUCUCGUGUGUUGUGCCUUCAGUUCUUCAGACGAUUUUGUUUCGAAUAACGGAGUUUUCAAGUCUGACGGCGCCUUUUGCGCGUUAACUUGAUACCUUACGGUUCUGAGAGAAAGUGCGCCAUUUGCAGGCCGGCGCUCAACGCGUGGAAUUGAGGAACACGGAGGGAAUAGUGAUAGUGAAGAAUCUUGUAAGUAUUUAUGAAAUACAUCUAAAUUAUUCAAGAAUAUAUAAUGCUUUGUUGAUGGAUAUCAUGUUCUGUUUCAGGGCAAAGAACUAAUUGUUUUUACAAAUACACUGCAAAAUACAGAAUGUUUAGUGAAACAUAAACAUACUUCUCCAAAAAAAAAAAUUUCUUAACCACUAUGGUGGCACUUUGUGAUAACAAAUCUGCUGUAUCAUCCACUGCUUUUGCAACGCUGAACACGAUAGAGUACCAGUCGGUUUCUGACCUGCAUUUACCGUCCAGGAUAUCAAAAAAAAUUUAUUUCGGUUAGAGGACGCUACCAAAUGAAGGUCACGUCAAAUGGGAGUCUGCGCCUCAUAGAGCCCGUUGAGGGAACUCUUCAGAAACUAACAAUGAUCGAAAAAUGUAAGAAUCAACUCAAAGGCAUUUGAACAAUCUGUCGAACCCCUAGAAAUUAAUCCAACAUUCCCGAGAUACCCGUGAGACUUGAUUCGGGCCGAGUGACUCAUCCCUCAGGAUCGGGCUGUUUGGCCGGGGCGGAAGGACGGCAAGCCGUGAGCUGUCAGGGUUCGAUGAGUCGCGUGUCGCCUAGUGCGGGUUUCAGUGCCGUGGAGUGCGGAUUGGGAAUAAGUAUGCGGUGCGAUACACGAUGAUACGGAGAUUCGGAAGCGAGCCGUUGGCUCGAUGCCAUCGUGGUGAAGAACACGGAGGACCGGGACGGGGCCGACGACGACGGAGUUGCGUGUUCCACCCGCUACUCGCCAUCGCUGCGGCAAUAUUCUUGCCAAAUUUCGUCCUUUCCGGUCCCGUUUAUCCUCGAGGCACGACAUCCGAUAGCUUCAGAGGAAGAAAUUUCACAAGCUUAUCAGACGUCGGUGAACAUGGUGAUAAUGAUUUGCCAGUGUUUGAACCCACGGCUCCGGCCGUCAGCGCGUUGGAAGGACAAACCGUUUAUCUGCCCUGUCGAGUUAGAAAUCUCGGCGACAAAGUGGUCUCGUGGAUCAGGAUCAGGGAUCUCCAUAUUCUGACUUCCGCCGACGUGGCUUUCAGCUCGGACGCUCGAUUCGCCCCUCAACACGCACCGGGAAGCGAUGCCUGGACCCUCAGGAUCGACAACGCCCGGCGUUCGGAUUCGGGGAGAUACGAAUGCCAGGUGAACACGGAGCCCAAGAUGAUGUACGCGGUUCAGCUCGCCGUCAGGGAUCCCGACAAACCGGAGGGACACGACGAGCCGUCUUCUCAGCAGACUCGCAUAAGACCUUCAGGUUACGAGAGUACGGCACCUCUGGCGGCCAUAAUGGGCCCCAGGGAGCAGAGGGUGUCUUCCGGGUCAACUAUCACCCUUAGGUGCGUCGUCACGUCGCCCUACCAGACGAGGCCCGUCAGAGGCGUGCAAUGGCUUCGGGACAACAAACUUCUAACAUUCCAGGCUGCCAGGGGCGGCAUCAUAGUGGAGACGGAAAAGGGGGCGGCUCAGACGGUUUCGGAGUUAACCUUGGCCGGCGUGACCCCAGCCGAUGGGGCCAGAUAUUCUUGUCGACCGACGGAAGGUCGUGCGGAUACGAUUCUCCUCGUCGUGGACGAAGGGGAAAGAACGGAGGCCAUGCAUCGUGACGGUAUGCGACAUGACGACAUGCAACGUGACGCCAGCUUCGCAGCUUCGGGAAGUCGAGGGACGCGAAUGUCUGACUGGCUUUUCAUAAACAUUGUCGCGUGGUUGACAAUUUCCAUAAAUGUGAAAACCUCUUAAUCGUUUCGAUAACUUCGGCAUUAUUCGACGUGAAGGUGGAAAAUGUCGCAUGGAAUGAAGAAUUAAUGGAAAGUGGUGGAAACGAAACUGGAUGGCGAGGCGUUCGUCCGUGACAAUUAGAAGACUAUCUGCCCUCUUUUCAAUCUCAGCUCAGGAGUUCCGUUCCGUUCUGGAUCCUCGUCCUAAAACCCCGGCUCGGCACGAGGGCGGAACCUGGACGAGCAGUGUAGGGAGGACAGGGAACAGCGGAGCAUGACGUAUGGGCGGAAGCAAAAAAUGGCUAAUAUCCCGUCCGUCACGACUGUCCGGCGAGCCCUGGUAGACCUUUCUGUCUUCAACCAACUCGAAACACGACGAAACGGAAACGUUUCCUCAUUUCGCGACUCGGCGCACAAAAGCUAGCCUCGGCUAACGACGCAUCUUAUAAGUGCCGCAGAGGAUCUCUGUCUUCUUUAUGGACGAACAACAGACACGCGCAAUACAGCCAAAGCAUAAGAAUUCUUUCAUCUUUAACGCGGACGAACAUUUGACGUUGUUUGAAACUGUGUGCUACUCUAGAAAAGCUCACUGCUACUUCCUUCUGCAUUGCCAAAUCAGAAGUCAAUUUAUAUUCUUCAGAUGCCCGGCUCACUUUCGGGCGUGGGCAAAUCACGGACCAGCACCGAAUUAUUCUCUGCCGUGGGAUUUGAAGAGGCCGUGCACCAUUUUCACCCAGCAGUUAAGGUGUACGCGCCGUUGUUAUACCUUUUCUUCUCCUCGUCCUAUAAGGAAAACGGUGGAAAAAAAAGUCCAUGAAGGUGCCGGUGACAGGAUGGGAAGAAAACUCGCGACUCCUUCAAGCGUUCGUAGAUCUUUUCACCUCUUUUAAAGAAGACACGUCAUCGCCAGACAACGAGGAGUUGUCACAGUUAGCAUUGAAACUGCUUCUACCAUGGGGGUACUGGCUAGCCUGGAGUCCGUAAAGGGGAUUCUUUCUGGCAGAGAUGUCACACGAAAACGACGGCUCUGUGAUUGGCCAAGCGCCUGUCCCACCAGUCAGCCAAUGAUUCUGAUCGAUGCGCUGGCGAUGCUGACUAGUCAACGCUGGAUCGACUUUGUAUGAGAUGAAUGCGAGUGUCAGUUCAUUCUGUUGUUAGUAUUCCUGCUGAAUGUAGCGAAGUGAAGCCAAGUUUUGCAAUAAUUAUGAACUCUGAUAACAAUAUUCCGCAAUCUGCGUAUGUUAACAAUCGAAACGUGAAGUCUAGCGAAUCCCUGCAUCGAUUUGUGCCAUCAUCAGGCUGAAAUUAUCGCCACGCCAGCAGGUGAUGAAUAAACACUUCAUAUUUUGAAUCGUUGAUUUCACUGUGUUUUUUGUUUAUCAAUGAAAGAUGGAUUUGAUGAUAUGUUUAUUUUGAAUGUUUGAAUUGUGUUUAUGUCAAUUCUGUUACCAAUAUAAAAUAUGAAUAUGUCUGUGUCCUACUUACAAAUGAACGCAAUGUAAUCUAGUAUAAUGUUAAAUCUAUAACCUAGUAACUAAAAUUACAAUAGAUCCGAUAGUUACAUCCUGUAAAUUAUCUGUAGAUUUUUUACACAGUUGAGUAAAUUUGUCCCUUCAGAUUUUUAGUAUAAAUUUUGACGAUCUAAAAGAAUGCUGAAAUUGAUUCCUUCAUGCGCUACAUUUAUGUGGUUUGUAAGGGAAAUCGAUUGGGCGCAGUCCGAAUAAGCUGCGAGCAACAGAUGAGGAGUCACAAUUGGAAGACGAGAAAAUCUUACAGUAUUUUUCCAGCUGUUAGUCAAACGCUGUUCUAGAUGUCAUCUCCUCAGUUCCACAGAUUCAAUUGGUCUAAUGAAAGUCGUAUAGAUCGAUUAGAGACGCGAAGAUUUCUGAACUCGGGAAUCGCAAAAAAAAAAGCAAAGCUAAUCCCUUCGAACAAGGGAUCAGAAGUUACGGCCAGAUACAUAAAAUUUGCAGACCGUUCUCAGAAAGAUUAGGGAAAAAAAUCUCAGAUUUAGAGCUAUCACAGUACAGCUGUUUAUUUGAUACGUCUUGAUUCUAGUACAAGUGUUCGGGUGUCAGUGUAUAGUAAUUUAACAUGUUACCAGAUAAUAUGAAAGUCUAGUACAAGAAUGAAUACGAAACUAUAAUUAAACAUUGUACACUAAUUUUAAUUAGUAUGACAUGACAUGGAAAUGCUAUGUAAAAUAUAUUAAGCAAAAUAUGAAUAAUAUUAUAUCGAACGGACAUUGUCUUACUCAAUAAUUAACUUUUAAGUUCUAGUUAAAGUCCAAGCGCUGCGCACCUCUGCAUGUUACGAUAUACGACUUAUGAAGGUGUAUUAUUAUUCUGAAUUGUUACAUAGAAUUUCAUUGAAUAAAUACUUGAAAUUUCCCAUA